Doryrhamphus excisus (bluestripe pipefish) is the source of this 2273-nucleotide messenger RNA. It is a transcript of the gene acd, whose product is annotated as ACD shelterin complex subunit and telomerase recruitment factor. The record is from RefSeq and is a predicted model, not a curated record. Gene Ontology annotation, cellular component: chromosome, telomeric region; shelterin complex; telomerase holoenzyme complex. Gene Ontology annotation, biological process: negative regulation of telomere maintenance via telomerase; telomere capping; telomere maintenance via telomerase. Lineage: Eukaryota; Metazoa; Chordata; Actinopteri; Syngnathiformes; Syngnathidae. Gene Ontology annotation, molecular function: telomeric repeat DNA binding.
GGAAACACGUAGUUGUGCAGCGUUCAAACUAGUCACACCCAGCCAUAAUUUAAAAAAAAAACAUAUAAAAGUAUUAUGCGUUAGACGUUUCGAUAAUUGUAAAGAGUGGGUAUAUCGCCAGGUAUACCGCUGAAAUACAAGAAAAAGGGGGAAGUGUAGGAAAUCUAACGUGCCCAUUUUGUCAGGUUGACCUCGAAGUACUUCCGGUUUCUGCAAGGAAACGAUCGCUCGAUUGGUUUCUAUUUCACGCCAAAUAUCGAAUGGAAUAGAUACGGAUUAGGUAAGCAAAGGUAACAGCUCAAGAGAGACAACGUGAAAGGAAAACAUGCGUCGUGCGACUAGUGACCAAGUGUCUCCAUGGAUAGAGAAACUGAUCCUGAGCUAUGGCAGUGAAGAGGGAAGCAGUGCUCCUGUGCGACUAAACGCUCAUGUGAUUGGUGUGGGUGAGCUGACUGAUUCCCAGACCAGGACUCAUGACGGACCCAAAGGGUUGCUUUUUGUGUCUGAUGGAGUCGUAAAUAUGCCCGUCCUUCUCACAUCAACUGCAUGGGAGGAAAUCCAGGACAAUUGGGAUAAGGAAUGUUUCAGCAGUAUGAUUGAUAGCAGCGUUUGCAUGAAAAAGAUCCAGCUGCGCUUUCACAUGUCUAUGGAAGAUAUUAAUUGUAGGUUCUUCUUAGUGGUCGAUAAGAUGUUCAUCCUUUCAGUUGGCACGGAAAAAGAGAAAACUCCCUGCUGCACCUCUUUGCCCUCUGUUCAUAAGAAGAUCUACGAGACGUGGAGUUCACUCAUGGUCAAGGAUGGGCAGGAAUAUCAAAACAGCCAGUUUGGCUUUGAUCUGUCAGAGCUGCUGGGGGAGAUGCAGUUUGACUGUUUUCGGACAGUGAUGCUGGAUGUGCACAAGAGACUGAUGCAGGCAAACGGCGACAGCCAGGAGAUUGCGCCUGGCAUCCCAUUGCUUAAUGAGUCGGACUUGUUCACCGCCACAAGUUGGGACACUGAACGGAUUCAAGAUAAGGGCAUGAAAUGUUUCAGUAUUCCGAUGAAGUGUCUACUCAUUCCAGAAGGAGAUGCUCCCCUGGAGAAAAGAGCAAAUGUAGCGAGACCGACACCUGAUAGGGAGUUGGAUUUACAGCUUUGUGAUCCUAGCCAGUCAUUUGUCGAUGCUGCUGACGGGAAAACAGAUACACAUGCUAGAGACGAGAGAGAAAACUUAGCAGAGAACAUGCAUGCUGACCACAUAAGAGUUGAUACGACUGAAAAUACCAUCAUACCUCCAGCGGACCCUUGGCACAAUUUCCCUGCACCAUGCAGCUCUUCUAAUUCUUUUACAGAGUCCCCGGAAGAAACCAAUAUACAGUUUAUUCCUCCCCAGCAACAAAAGUGUGCUCUGAACAUAACUAGUACCCCCGUGCCUAUAAAUGCACAACCUGAUGUCAACACCUCUCAGCACAGCAAAGGAGAACACAGUUUUUUACCGCCUUACCAAAAACUGCCACCCUCACUCGGCAACAGCAAUAACACACAAACACAACACAUUCACACUGCUUCCCAAGAAAAACAGACUUUGAUUGAGAAUUCGGACGUGGCUGGGAGACAAUGUGGAAAGUCAAAGAGAAAACGGGAACUCGAGUUUUUCCAAAAAACCCAAAACAAAAUCACACUGGAGGAAGAGGAAGAAGCUCAUCAAAGCGGGAGCCCUCCAUCGUGGCUGUUUGACUCCAUGGCGAAUGAUGGCAGCAUUCAGGUUCAAACCAUGCUUGCAGAAAAAAGAAGAAGAACUCCUGCUGUUCACAGUGAUGGCCGCCCUUUCUCGUACACGUAUAAAGUGACUGCUAAGAAUCUUCUUGACUUGAGCCAGUUCAAGGUGGAAGAUUCUCUGCUGCAUUGGGCUGUCAAGUAUCUUGUUGAUCCAAAGCAGGCAACACAUCAAUAAUAUUUGCCAACACUGCCUGUCACUGGAUCCCAGUUGCUUAUACUGGAGUACUGGAGUAUUAUUCACAUACAGCUAUUUACAUCCAUGCUAUUCUUACAAUGGGUUAUGCAUUCAACAUUAAUAGCUAAACUUUGCUGAACUCCUAGAAUGUGCUGACCAUAAACUUAACAAUGUGUUUCUUUGGCGUACUCACAGCAGGAAGAGGGCGGGACAUAAUGUACAAUUCAUAGUCAGGAUGUGUGUGUGUGUUGAAGUCCCAUGAAUACUAUAUCCUGUAUGGCUGUAAAUAAAACUACACUCUUUGUCAAUAAAUGUGAAAAUUCUUGCUACUUUGAUUUGA